AAAUUCUUCCGGGGUCCCAGAGCAGACAACAAACAGCGGUCAGCCUGCUUUAUCAGGGCGAAGUGCCAAGUACAUUCACAAGAAACGCAACAAGUGUGCACUAUAAAACAGGACUUUCCCCCUUUGUGACUCUGCAGUUUUUCUGUAGGGUAUUUUAGUUGUUUUAUCUGCCCGUGCACCACAGUUCUCUCGGUUUGCUCGCAGCUUGCAGGAAUGAGUGAGGAUCAGUUUGAUGUGGUUGUCGUCGGCGCGGGCCUGUCCGGACUGAGCGCUGCUCGGCGGCUGCAGAAGAGAAACCCGCGGCUCAGUGUGCUCGUGCUGGAGGCCAGGGACCGUGUCGGAGGGCGAACUGUAAGCGAAGACCUGCCAGCUGCCAAUGGAGUUGAGCAGUGGGACAUGGGUGGACAGUGGGUGUCCAGCUCGCAGAUCCAUGUUAUGGAGCUCAUCAAAGAGUUUGGUGUUGAAGUCUUUACCCAAUAUACAGAGGGCAAGAAAGUCCAUCACAUAGGUGGCCCGAAUGCCAAAAUCAAAAUGUACAACACCACCGUCCCGCAAUUCUCUCCUCUAGUCAUGUUGGACUUCAUUCAGGUUAUGUGGAAGGUCGACAAGCUCACUAAGACCAUAUCAGUUGAAGAUCCCAUGAGUUCCCCAAAUGCAGAGCUCUAUGACAGCAUGACACUUUACACCUUUAUGGAGCAAAACAUCUGGACCAAAGAUAUUAAAGAGGAGCUGGCCGUCUGUAGUCGUAUCGUGUUUGGUUUGGAAACAUCCCAGAUCUCCUUUUUGUUUUUCCUCUUGUACUCCGCUGCAGCAGGGGGCACCCUUCGCCUCUUAGAAACCUCACCUGGAUCUGGACAGGAGUUUAGAGUCAAGGGUGGCACUCAGCAGCUGUCAAAAAUGCUGGUGGAGCAGAUCGGUUCAGAUCGAGUUCGACUUGGCGCUGCCGUAACGGCCAUAUGUCAGGAUUCAGAGAACAUAAAAGUUACGACAUCUGCAGGCACGGUCUCUUGUAAAGCUGUCAUUGUUGCGUGUCCUUCUCACUUAGCAGCCCAGAUCCACUAUGAGCCUCCCCUUCCAUCUGAGCGCCAGCGCCUCAUCCAGUCUCUACCCAUGGGCCACAUGACGAAGUUUAUCAUCACUUACCCCACUGCAUUUUGGAGGGAAAAGGGUUUCUCUGGGGAGAUUGUGGUUCGUCCCUCUGAGAGCUGCCCUUUGAGCGUCACAUUUGAUGCUACUAGCCCCAAAGGCAACCCGGCUCUGGUGGGGUUCAUCACCGGAAUACAGGCCCGUGACUGGUGCGACAAAAAGUUGGAGGAGAGAAGAGAUGCAGUGAUCUCCAGCCUGGUGAAGUACCUCGGCCCGGAGGCGUCCACCUACAUUCACUAUGCAGAAAAGGAUUGGGGGAAGGAGCAGUAUAGCGGAGGGUGUCCUGUGAAUGUAAUGACCCCCGGGAUGCUCACGUUUUACCAUCCCAGCCUUCGAAAGCCCUGUGGCAGGAUUCAUUGGGCAGGCACAGAGACUGCAACUAUAUGGUGUGGAUACCUUGACGGGGCGGUUCAGGCAGGUCAACGGGCGGCUAUGGAGGUUCUGGCUCAGCUGUGUCCUUCAUCUCUGUCCCGAGAGGAGCUGAACGCAGUGCGAGAAUCUCUGAAGCCAAGAGCACCCAGAAAGGGCUCAAAGGGCAGGUCCAGGUCUCUCUGUCUUCUCGGUGUGGUGAUGACAACAGCCGCACUGGUGGGCGCUUAUCUGUUAGCCAAACCAAAACUACCAGUUAAAUGGAUUUAAAUGGAUUUAAUGGGAAGUAGUUGAGUGUCCUUAUGGCAAGCUGUUUUAACAUGUAAUUUAUAAAACAUGCUAGUGUGGAUUUGAAUUAAACAGCACCACAGGUGUCUUAACUUAAAAUCUAGCGCCAUCACUUAUCAAUAUAACAUUUGAACGCAAUGGGCUACAAUCAAAAAAUGUUUUCCUCUGAAUCCUUGGCUCAAGCCGAUUCAAACGCACCAUUUAAAAACUAUUUAAAAUCUAUUUGAACAAACUUGUACUAGAGCGUUUAUCCGAUUUUCACCUAAUUAAAAUCACAUGAUCUAGAGACCAUGCAGACAAAGGCUGUUUCUCAAUAUGCGUUCUUCAGCGGUCUUGCGCCCUCGUGUUCUCGUGUAACGUCAUCAUCAGCUGCCAAAGUUCAGUUCUAAUGCUUAAAACUGCAAUAGGGAGGUGAAGGUGGGAAGCUCAGCAUUUGAUAUAGAUUUAUUAUUAAAGUUCAGAGAUAUAACUUGUUUACUUCAGGAGUUUCCCUUAAUGAAACGGGGAAUAUACAUUAAACAUUACCAUGGACAUCUUAAUAAAGGAAUAAACACAUUAAGGGUGUUUAUUUGCUGAAAUUCAU
Danio rerio (zebrafish) is the source of this 2386-nucleotide messenger RNA. The record is from RefSeq and is a predicted model, not a curated record. Lineage: Eukaryota; Metazoa; Chordata; Actinopteri; Cypriniformes; Danionidae.